Molecule: messenger RNA, 878 nt
Organism: Limanda limanda (common dab)
Lineage: Eukaryota; Metazoa; Chordata; Actinopteri; Pleuronectiformes; Pleuronectidae
Product: nephrocystin-1-like
Exons: 7
Coding region: 1-750 (249 amino acids)
Biological process (GO): protein localization involved in establishment of planar polarity
Cellular component (GO): cytoplasm; cilium
Source: RefSeq, a predicted model, not a curated record
AUGCACAAUCUGCUGGGGGACGACAGAGGAGCCGACUCUGGGCUCUGGGAGGAGACGACCUAUGAGCUGCCGGUGAACGGGGGAACUCCCUACGAGAAGGACGUGGCGAUGGAAGCUUCAGGCACCAGAGGAUCUCCAGCCACCGGUGUCUUCCAGCAGAUGCUCCAGGCCAGACGGCAGCCGAGACUGAUUCUCAGGUUCAGAUCCACCAGCAGGCGGACCAGAACGCAGCUCAGUCUCCUCCCGGACACGCUGCUGCACUGUGUGAGCUGCGUCCACCUGCUGGCUCUGCACAGACAGCUGCUGGCUGACACGCUGCUGAUGGACCGGCCCACCAUGCAGGAUGCAGAUCUGAUCUGCAGCCCGGUACUUUCUACAUUUCCUGUCCUGUUGGAGCAGCCGGACCUGCUGGACGCGCUCAGGGGUGCGUGGCUGGAAACUGAGAUCAACAUGAGCCGAGCACAGAAGAGAGACUUGCCCUUUGUCAAACAGGAGUUUGUGAAAGUCUACAUGUCGUCCGUCUACUUCCUGCUCCACUCGCCCUCGCUGCCCCCCCACCGCUGGGCCGACGCCCCCUCGGAGCAGCAGCGGGCCAGAGCCAUCUACGCCACCCUGGAUUCCCUGAAACACCAGCAGCACACCACGGGCCAAUCAGGAUGUCCGGAGGUCUACGUGGACCCCAUGCACCCCCACCUCGCCUUCGAUAUCACAGAGUUGACCUUUGACCUCCUCCAUGUAGCGCGGGGAUGAUUACAUCACUCUCAGGGGAAAAGUUAAACUUGAGCAUUGAUUGUAUUAUUAUGAAAUGAUUUAAAUUUUUUAAAUAAGGCUUUAAUAUGGUUUAUAAUAUGGUUUACUAACGUGAAUACAAACCUUGA